This is a messenger RNA of Chaetomium fimeti, 1286 nucleotides long. RefSeq lists its product as uncharacterized. The record is from RefSeq and is a predicted model, not a curated record. The coding region runs from base 89 to 1204 and encodes 371 amino acids. The transcript has a single exon. Lineage: Eukaryota; Fungi; Ascomycota; Sordariomycetes; Sordariales; Chaetomiaceae. Gene Ontology annotation, molecular function: 4-hydroxy-tetrahydrodipicolinate synthase activity.
CUGAGUUCACCUUUUUAGAACCACCACCAACCCAGAACCCCUUUUCAGCCCGUCUCCUUUUCCAGACCAUCGGAUACCACCCGUCAGAAUGGAGUCACCACCACAAGACAGCACCCCAACCACACUCACCGACUUCCUCUCCUCCAAUCCACCCCAGACCCAACAACCAACCCAACAAUCCCCCGCGCCCCUCCCCCGCGGCGUGUACGUCCCCAUGCCAGCCUUCUUCCAGGCCGCAGCCACCGACAGCAACGACCACGACGGCGGCAUCGACAUCGCGGCCACGCAGCGGCACACGGCGCGGCUGCUCGCCGCCGGCGCCGCCGGCCUGGUGGUGCACGGGUCCAACGGCGAGGCGGUGCACCUGUCGCGGCGGGAGCGGCGCGCCGCGCUCGAGGCCGUCGCCGACGCCGUGCGCCACGACGCCGACUACGCCCACGCGCCCGUGCCCCUCGUCGCCGGCUGUUCUGCGCAGUCCGUCCGCGAGACGGUCGAGCUCUGCCGCGAGGCGAAAGAGGCCGGUGCGACGCAUGCGUUGAUCUUGCCGCCGGGGUAUUAUCGCGGGCUGAUGGAUGUGGAGGCGAUCGUGGGGUAUUUUGAGCGCGUGGUCGAGAAGAGCCCGCUGCCGGUGGUGGUGUACAAUUAUCCGGCCGCGGCGAAUGGCGUGGAUCUGGACUCGGAUGUGCUGUUGCGGUUGGCGAGGAUGCCGAGGAUUGUGGGGGUGAAGCUGACGUGUGGGAAUACGGGCAAGUUGGCGCGGCUGGUGGAGGGGGUGCCGAAGGUGAGGGGGGGUCGGGAUGACUUCUUUGUCGGGGGCGGCAGUGCCGACUUCAUCCUCCAGGGCCUGGUGGUCGGUGCCCAUGGGACGAUUAGUGGGUUCGCUAACCUCGCGCCGAGGGCUUGUGUGAGGAUUGGGGAGCUGUUUGAGCAGGGCAAGCUGAAGGAGGCGAGAGAGCUGCAGCAUGAGGUCGCCAAGGGGGAUUGGUUGGCGAUCCGGUAUGGGUUUGUCGGCGUCAAGGCGGCGAUGCCCAUCUUCCACGGCCCGAGGGAGACGUCGUGUGCCGUGCCCAGGUUGCCGUUCAAGCGGCUGGAACAGGACGGCCAAGCCGUGAAGGAGAUACGAGAAGGGAUGGCAGGUGUGCUGGAGAUUGAACGGAACCUCGCCGCUGAGGCGGGUGAGAAACGGCAACAUUGGAGUAUUUGAGUAUUAUUAUUAGAUAGACUUUACAGCGCAAGCACCCCUUAUUUCUAACUCGAGCUCUUGACGAGCCAUUCCUUACAUUCAA